Paramecium pentaurelia is the source of this 776-nucleotide messenger RNA. The record is from the annotation of a GenBank genome assembly. Lineage: Eukaryota; Ciliophora; Oligohymenophorea; Peniculida; Parameciidae.
CAUGAAUACUCUUGUAAAAUCAUUAGCAGGGAAAUUCUCGACAGUUGCAUUGCAUACUGCUCUACCUUUUACAGGGUAUAAAUACGAUGACAUUGACACAUCCAAAAGUUAUAGAUUGCGAUCUUUACUCUCUGAAAUUUGGGAUAAUAGAAUUGAUGAAGGAUUUCAUAUGGCUUAUGAGUAUUUGUUUAUUUAAAGUUCUUAGAUAAUUCAUUUAAGCACUCAGUGAGAAAGAUUACAAAUUCAUAUCAACUAUAGCUAAUGCAAAUCUAGAAAGAACUCUAGAGAAAUAUAAUUUUUAAUUAUUGAACCUCAAGAAUGGAACUAAAGAUAUUGUCUUUUCUGAUUUAACGUAUGACUUAAUAAUAUUAAUAGAUUAUCAAUUGGUGACAAAUCAUAAUAAUGCGUAAAGAUGUCUCUUUUCAACUGUGUGAAUUUAGAUAUAUAUGGUAAUGAUAAUGAGAGAUCUGAAAUUGAAAAGUAAAUAUAUAAUAUAUUUUAGUGUUACAUUUCGAGUUGAAUGUUAUAUACUAUCUUAAUUAAUGUUAUAUCCUACCCCUGAGGCUCAUUUUGAAUCAAUUUAUCAUAGAGUAUUCAUAAUUCUUAUGUAUUAGGUUAUGUUUGAAUUGAAAUUAACACAAGCUGCUAAUACAAAUCCAGAUUUAAUUAAAGUAUUGUUAUUGAGUUCAAAGAAAAGAAUGAAAUAUCUCCAAAAUCAUUUUAUUGGUAAACAAUAUGAAUGGAGAAUUAUGGAGAUUGAUAAUUUAAAUGUGUGA